Molecule: messenger RNA, 962 nt
Organism: Paramisgurnus dabryanus
Lineage: Eukaryota; Metazoa; Chordata; Actinopteri; Cypriniformes; Cobitidae
Source: RefSeq, a predicted model, not a curated record
ACUACUAGUAGAGCCUGGAUUGGUGCCUACACAGACUGGCGAUGGUCAGAUGGUGCUUUAGUCACAUUCAACAAGUUAACAUGUUAUGAUCAUGUGUGGUGCGCUGACAUGAAAGCUGAUAAAAACUGGGAAUGUAUUCAAUGUAAUAAUGACAAGCACUUUAUGUGUUAUGAUGCAGAUGAUAGUGAAUUGUCAUACAACUACACAUUAAUCCUUCAAAGCAAAACCUGGUUUGAGGCUCAGGAGUACUGCAGAGAGAAUCACACUGAUUUAGUCAGUAUCAGAAAUGAAUUUGAGAAUGAACUGGUGUAUAAUGCAGGAAUAAAGAGUAUAGAUCCAUUCUGGAUUGGCCUCACGCAUUAUAAAUCAAUACAACUGUCAUGGUUUGAUGGAGGACAGUCUGACUACAGUAACUUUACAAAUGAGAAUGAUACGAUUUUUACUUAUCUUAAUGAUGAUGGGUCCUGGACCCAAAGUAACACACCUGAGAAUGCAUCUGCUCUGUGCUACGAAAGUUUUGUUUAUGUGAGUAAAUAUAAAAGGUCCUGGAAGGACGCUCUUGAUUACUGCAAUAGCAAUGCUUCUGGACUACUGCAAAUCAAAUCAGAGAAGGAUCAGAUAGAAACAGAGCGAGCAUUACGAAGAAAGAAGAUUUCAGGUUCAGUGUGGAUCGGGCUUAGACAAAGUCGACUUUUUGGUUUCUGGAUUUGGGUCAAUGGACUCCAUGUUGGACCCUGGACCAACUGGAAAGGAGGACAUCAACCAGAACAUCAGACAUCUCAAUACUGUGGUGCCAUGGAGAAGGUGAACGGGACAUUCAAGUGGUCUGAUAAAGACUGCAGAUCUAAAUUAAAAUUUUUAUGUGAAAGAAGGUAAAUUAUAAUUGUGUUAUCUACAUUAUUUUACUAUGCCUUAGUUUAUCCUUUCUGUUUUCUUAUUUUUAGUUAUUGAGUGAAGGUGAC